Molecule: messenger RNA, 2261 nt
Organism: Hydractinia symbiolongicarpus
Lineage: Eukaryota; Metazoa; Cnidaria; Hydrozoa; Anthoathecata; Hydractiniidae
Product: low-density lipoprotein receptor-related protein 2-like
Exons: 5
Cellular component (GO): plasma membrane
Molecular function (GO): protein binding
Source: RefSeq, a predicted model, not a curated record
CACCAGUUUGACCACCACCCCUCCACCUACAACAACCCUCUUAGCACGUUUCGGCCGACUACAGUUUGCAGUGAAUUUGAAUGCCAAAACGGGGAAUGUAUAGCGAAUCGAUUGGUAUGUAAUAACGUGGCGAACUGCAAAGAUGGUUCUGAUGAGUUCAACUGUAACAGAACUUGUGGUCCAAACGAGUUUACAUGCGAAUCCGGUCAGUGUACAUUGUCUGUCAAUGUUUGUGACGGCGAUCAUGAUUGUAAGGAUGGAAGUGACGAAUGGUAUUGUCCGAAUCGAACAUGUCAACCGUCGCAAUUCAAAUGUCCAAGUGGAAAGUGUAUUUUUAGAACCUAUGUUUGCAAUGGUCAGGACGAUUGUCCAUCUGGAGCGGACGAGAAAAAUUGUACAGACACAACAACAACUGUGCUACCAUCUACCACAACAUCUACCACCGUAGUGACUACGACCACUCAAUGUAAUGGCUUUAUAUGCCCCAGCUCAAAAAAUUGCAUUGAUAAGAGUUGGAUAUGUGAUAAAGUGACGGACUGUAUGAACCAAGAAGAUGAGAAAUGUUGUAUCGAGGAGCUUUUCUUAUGUCCGAAGUCUGUUGGUUCUGUGUUAGGGAAAUGUAUCAAAAAAACUUACGUUUGUGAUAAUUAUCUGGAUUGUGAAGACGGAUAUGACGAAAAAAAUUGUAGUAUUACCACAACGCCGCAGCCCACGACCACAAUAAAAACACAGAUUGUAACGGAGAGCGGCCCUACAACAGUGACAGGUGGUGUUAAACGUUCUACACAAACGACUAAAGCUACUACUUUGUGUCCACGCAACUCCACUUGUUUGUGCAUCAAUACAUGCAAUAGUCUCGCAAAAGACCCGCGUGGUUGUCAUAGAUUACAAUGCAUUGACGCUUGCUCCUGUCCGAAAUAUUUUAAAUACAGUAAAAGAACUGGUUAUUGCCACUCAGACCCGAAGUGUCCGUGUGUGCGAAAUGGAAAGGUUUUUGUGGUGGGUUGUUUCUAGCUUUGACUGGGCUGCUGUAGUUUGUUUCCAAAAUUUGGCACAGUAAAUUUAUAAAAGUAUGCUUAAAAUGACAUCGAAAUUUACAAUAUACCUCUUUCAGGCCAUAACUUGAAAAUGUUUGUUAAUUUCAUAUCCAGUACUAUUUUGGUCCAAAGUAGACUAGGAAAAAAAUGAAAUAUUCUCCCCAAAAAGUUCCGAUCUCGGUCUUUGAAUUUACUUUUUAAUUUACGGCACAAUGUGAGACUUCAUUUUUAAGCCGCGUUGCUCUCUUAUGCUGUUUUUGAGAAACUUGUUAUGCACUCGAGUAAUUAUAGCCACCUAAUCAAAGAUAAACUUUUACGAUUUUUUACUAAAACUGUUUUAUGAGGGAACUGUCAAUAUAUGAUUUAAACACAUAACCAAAAAAAUAUUUGAGACUUAAAAUUGUUAAGUCUCACCCAUGUCUUGACUUUUGUGAGGUAUCAAUCAAGUCGAUUCGAAUAUUUGUUUUCAAAAUUUGUCUUCUUUAAUCUUUUCUCAAGGUGCUCUUCGAAAAAAAGGUUCGCUGCACCACGUCACUACAGAAAGGGAAACUGCAUUAUGACGUUAUGGCAUUCUCAUCCCCAGAGCUCAUUGAGAUCAAAACCUCGAUAGCUAGAUUGUUUAUCUCGAAGAGCUCUAGGGUGGAGAUUGGCCUUAUGGUUUUCAUUUUCACGCAGUAUUUACCUAGUUGUGUGUUCUAUUAAAUGAUAUUUAAGAUCAUACUAAACGUAUUUUAAAAUGUAUAAUGUUACAACUUUCUACUAUGCUAGCCUUUGCUGGACCAUCCACAACGCAGAAUCCAAUCUCAACAGCAAAACCUAGAAAUAUAGUAACAGUUACCAAGCCAGUCACAUUGCAUCCAAAUGCAGACGUAGAAGUGAAUCAAGAAAAUGUAAGAGAGAGAAACAGAACAACACCCAAACCACCAGAGUGUCCUUCGUAUUGCAAUAAUCAAUGUGUUGACGUUUUUUGUCCAUCCAGUUGCUGCGUACUGUCUGGAAAGUGAUAUUUUGAUAAUACAUGUUCUAUAAGAGAAAGCAGGAAGUUGUUCAGUUUUAAUUUAGAACUUUUCAUAUAUACUUCACGGAUAGUUAUGUAGUUUGACAAGGAAAUAAAAGUUAUGUGUCUCACAUCUGUUAUAGGCUAUUUUCCCGAUUUUUCUUUUCUUUAACUUGUGUUUUUAUCUAUUUUUUAUAUUGUGCAUGUCAUGUUUUAUUUCCAAUAAA